AUGAUUUCUGCUUCUAGCUGGGUGCCCCGUGGCUAUGCCUCGGAAUUUCCUGAGAAAUACGAGCUGAACGAUGAGGAAAUGGCUCGGAUUGAGGAAAUGGCCAAUUUGCAAAUUGCAGAGGCCCAGGAAGAUUUGGACGAGGUCGAAAAUACAGAUUCCAACGCUGUCAGAUCUCAGCUGGAGAUCGAUGACGACUUGAAAGAGUACGAUUUCGACCACUACGACGACGAGCCUGUUGACGAGGUUACCGGUGAGCCGGUCUCCAUGUUCCCUGGUCUCUCAAACACUGCUGCAUCCUACAUCAAGGUGGAGAACGACGACGAGGAGAUGGGUGAAGAUGGACCUGAUGAGCAUUACAUCACGCUGCCAACCGAUAGAGAGGUUGCCGAAGAAAAGGCAGAGCUCCAAGUGUAUCCUACCGACAAUAUGGUGCUUGCUACCCGUACAGAGGACGAUGUGUCUUAUCUGGAUGUCUACAUCUAUGACGACGGAGCAGGAGCUCCUGCGGGAGCUGACGAAGAGGAGGAAGACAAAUUGGACGCUGAUAUCGCCAACGGAAUGAUUAGAGAGAACAAUCUGUACAUUCACCACGAUCUGAUGCUGCCAUCUUUCCCGCUUUGUGUUGAGUGGAUGAGUUUCAAGCCGUAUGGAGCCAACGACGAGACCAAUGUCGCCAAUUUUGCAGCUAUUGGAACUUUCGAGCCCCAGAUCGAGAUCUGGAACUUGGACAGUAUCGACAAGGCUUUCCCAGAUGCUAUUCUGGGCGAGGUGGAGUCCCAGACCAAGAAAUCGAAAAAGAAGAGCAAGAAGAGGGUCAACGCUCAUAGACACACCGAUGCUGUUCUUUCUCUUGCACACAAUCAAUUGUACAGAAACGUUCUUGCUUCCUCGUCCGCUGAUGGUACUGUGAAAUUAUGGGAUUUGACCAGCUGCCAGGUUGCCCGGUCGUUGGACUCUCUCCACGGCGGAAAGCAUGUUUCUUCUUCGCAAUGGCUUGAUGAAGUUACCGACAGCAGCAACGGAUCGAUUCUGCUGACAGGUGGUUACGAUUCCGCCUGUUGCGUGAACGACGUGCGAGUUGCUGAAGAGAAGAGCGUUUCGAGAAGAUACAACAUUGGUACUGGCGAAGAAGUGGAGUGCGUUAGAUGGAGCUCUGAUUCUACCAGAUUUUUUGCCGGAACAGAUGUCGGUAACGUUUACUGUUUUGAUGCCAAGAUGGAGUCCAAGCCAUUGUGGACUUUGCAUGCACACGAUUCUGGUAUCUCUACUUUGGAGGCCAACAAGUUUAUCAACAAUAUGCUUGUCACAGGUGCAAUGGGUGAGCAAACAGUGAAAUUAUGGAAGCUGGAUAGCCAGCAGAACCAAGCGAGCGGACCGUCGAUGGUUUUGAGCAGAGAUUUCGACUGCGGCAAGGUGCUGACCACCAGUUUUGCGCGCGACAUUGAAGUUGCCGGAAACCUCGUAAUUGGUGGCUCGGGCUCCACUUUGAAGAUGUGGGACAGUUUCAGUAACCGAAGCGUUCGCACCGCCUUUAAGCCGCAAUUAGCCGCUUUACAAAAACGUGCCAGAGAGGAGGCCAAGAAUGCCGGUCGCGCCUCGAGAAUCGCACGCAAAUACACAGAUAAGUACUCUGAAAGCGUGAUGGAGGCCGAGAGGGGCGAGGACGACGACGAGGAUGACCAGGACGAUGAGUGA
Messenger RNA from Ogataea philodendri, 1695 nucleotides. RefSeq lists its product as uncharacterized. Gene Ontology annotation, biological process: rRNA processing. The transcript has a single exon. The record is from RefSeq and is a predicted model, not a curated record. The coding region runs from base 1 to 1695 and encodes 564 amino acids. Gene Ontology annotation, cellular component: nucleus. NCBI's taxonomy places the organism in Eukaryota, Fungi, Ascomycota, Pichiomycetes, Pichiales, Pichiaceae. Gene Ontology annotation, molecular function: protein binding.